Molecule: messenger RNA, 2255 nt
Organism: Notolabrus celidotus (New Zealand spotty)
Lineage: Eukaryota; Metazoa; Chordata; Actinopteri; Labriformes; Labridae
Product: somatomedin-B and thrombospondin type-1 domain-containing protein
Exons: 6
Coding region: 873-1667 (264 amino acids)
Source: RefSeq, a predicted model, not a curated record
UAUCAUCAGUCACAUUUUGGGAAAUAUUCUCUAGUUGUCUAAUCAAUCAGUUGCCCAGUGAUAAAUAAUAUGACUGACACUACUUUCAUGCCUGACGAGAGCGAAGAGCCAACGAGACGGUUAGCUUAGAUCUGUGUAAAGAAUAGCCUAUCACUAGCCUGGCAGGAAUUCACCUGUUGUAGUCUCUCUGUCUCACUGUGAGUUAGCACUGAAUUAGCAUGUGUUUAAUGGAAGCAUACCUACACAUUUUGUGAAAUAUUAUUUAAUUCUCCAACUUUGGUGCCUGUUGAGGUCUUGGGUGGCAGAGAGUGGCCGGGCAAGACUGGCAUCAGGGUCCAAGUAACUCUGCAUGGAGAGGGCAAGAAAGAAAAACAGUAGACGACAAUACGACAGGUAAGAGAGAGAGAGAGAGCAAAAACAGGAGGAAAAACACACCCUGAACCCACCAGCUCAGCCCUCCCUUGCCCUCGCUGUCUCCUCCCUUGUGUGACUUCUGAAGGGAGGUGCUCAGCUGGGAGCAGGGAGAGAGACAGCCAGCAGCUCCAAGGGGCAGACACAAUGUGAGAUGCAUGGGAGUCUGUGCAGAGCUGGAAUGGGGUGUUUCGUACAGUAGGUUGCUUUGCAGGCCUGUUUUCUGGAGGGAAAGCAAGGGGCUGGACACAGGAGACGGACACAGGAAUUCCAGGUCACAAGGGCUCCUGUGGCAGAAGUGUUGACUGGGUUGGGCUGGUUUUCCAACCUCUCCUUCUCUGGACCAUGAGUACGACAUAGUAGCACCAAGGAGGGAGUAAACAUAUGAAGGAGAACUUUGAGAAGUAACUGAAAGCUGGUGUUUUACUUCAGGGGUAGACACCUGGCCUGACCUCCUCAUAAUGGGAUCCUCUAUGGGCUUCACUUGUUUGCUGCUGCUCGUUACAACUCUGGGAAAGAACCACUUCUUCGUGUGCGGAGGUUGUUCAGGGAAAUGCUGCAGAGGCAGAGACUUGAGCUGCAUGACCACAGACUGGAGGAUGGAUCGAGUGUAUGGGACGUGCUACUGUGACGAGGGCUGCGUCAGGACCAAGGACUGCUGCUUUGACCACUUCACAGAGUGCCCAGCUCAGGCAUGUGCGGUGAGCAGCUGGAGCUUUUGGAGCGGCUGUGCCAAGCCCUGCCAGCCCUCAGUGCGAGUCCGUGUCCGCCAUGUGGAGCAGCAGCCCAGCAACAGCGGAGAGCCCUGUCCCAGUCUGGAGGAGCAGAGUGGCUGCAGGGAGUACAGAGACCACCAGGGCAAACCAUGUGGACUCAACUCAGGUCCAGCAUUAAUCACAAGCAUGGAGUUUAGUAAAGGAAGGCCCAAGCAUGACCACUAUGGAAACCCCCUGAACCCCGGGUUUUGUGUGGAAUUCACUCUGGAGUCCCGGACGCCCCACUGUACGGUGCAGAACCGACCUCACACACACUGGAUGCGCUACAUAACCGAGGGCUUUAAAGUGUGUGUGGCAUGCGAGCCUCCUGCCAUGCGCAACAAUAGUGGCAGCUGCCAAGGAGACGGCCAGGAAUCAGACAAAGAAGCUCUGCUCCGAUGGCAGGCGGUUGGGAACCAUCAGUGCAGCGGAACAUGGAGGAAGAUCCAGAGAACCCAGCACUGCAACUGUCCGACGCAACACAGCUUUGUCUUCAUCUGAUCCAAACUAAGCACCGCAGAACAACCUUAUGCUGGUGUCUGUAAUACCAUCUCAUCAGUGAAGCAUAAACACUGAACCUGGAUCAGAUUUAUCAGCCCCACAGGCUCUCAGUACUCAGAACAGACUUAAGACACCAGGUUGGUGCAGUGUUAUGAUUAUAAUAUGCUACACAGUGAUAUAAGUUCAUGUUUGAAUCUCUGCAGCCAUUAUGUUUCCAUUCUUGUGCAGGACUGUGUAAAGACACUGAUGUAGGGUGUGCAGUACUUCAGGUUUUCCUAAGACAUACAAGACACCCAUCGAACUGAUUCUCAUACUUUUAUUGUAACAAAUAUCUUGUAUUCAAAGUACAAUUUUCAUUUAAAACAUUGUAACUUAAUUUGUAUUUUUUUUUUAAAAGUUUGAUCUGACUGUGCCUUAAACAAAUAUUUAAGAGGACACACUGCUCAGCUUAUUACUCAGUGUUGAUUGCCCCCUGGUGGUCAUUUUGAUGGCUAUUCUCUUGGUGCAGACAGAGCAGCAAAGAGCACAGUAAAUGUAAAAGUUCAGAGUGAAGAAUUAGACGGUUAUAUAAAUAAAACAAAGCAGAAA